Owenia fusiformis is the source of this 3596-nucleotide messenger RNA. NCBI's taxonomy places the organism in Eukaryota, Metazoa, Annelida, Polychaeta, Sabellida, Oweniidae. The record is from the annotation of a GenBank genome assembly.
AUUUUACUUUUUCAAAUAAAGUCAAUAUGAAAAUUAUUGGAUAUAUUACCUUUAAUCAAAUUUAGCGGGACUGAAUAAUGAGCAAAUACAAAUCACCAAAUUUGAAAAUGACAUCAAGGAUGUUAGGCAAUAUGGCGGCGAUCAAAAACUGGGUUGUUCAGAGAAAUAUAAAAUUAGCCUAAAUGUUUUCCAUUGAAUUGAGAAAGACAAAAGAUCAGAGUUUGAUAUUUUAACUUCAUUUCUUAAGAUCAACUUUAAGUGAAGGUAAGAUAAGAGGUCGGUCAUCAUUGCCAACUCCAGCGAAAGGUCCUGAUUUGGGCUUGCUGCAUUCAGCAUACAGACUGUUAACUCCAGGAAAUACUGUCAUAUUAUUUCAAGAAAAAAUCAAAGUGGUCGCCAUUUCAGUUUCCAGAGUUCUUCUCCAAGUUUCUCAACAACAUUGGAUUACCUGAAAUUCAUAUUUACAGUAGGACAACAAGAGAGAAUCUAACAGAUCUAGGUCGGAUAAACACCUUUAGAAUGGUCAUAGUGAGAGACUAUGAUUGAGCAAUAUGGCAGCGGCAGCAAACAAUCCUCAUCCUAAAUUUAAAGAAAUAGACAAGGAAUACCGAAAGCUCCUGUUUGAACUAAGUCAAAAGUUGACUCGUGACAAUAGUGAACGUUUGGCUUAUGUACUCAAAUUCCAAGAAGAAUUUAAGACAAGUAUUGAGCUAUUGCACAAGCUUGAAAAAAUAAAUGUUUUCAGUAUUGAAAGGUUAGAUGAAUUGAAAAAAGCCUUUGAGGUUAUAAAACUCCAUGCACUGAAUGACUGUAUAGAGGAAUUUGAAACAUGGGCAAAGCCAUACCUGAACAAGCGUUUGAUAAGACGAUUUAGCUCUUGCGAUGGGUCCUGCCUGAUUGGUCGGGAAGCUGAACUUGAGGAGAUAAUCCAGACACUGAUGUCUGGUGGUCAAUCUAACCGUCGUGAUGGAAUCAACAGUGUAUUAUUGUAUGGGUUCCCUGGUCAUGGGAAAACAACGCUUGCUCUUGAAGCCUUAACACAAAUGAGUACUUAUGAACGAUAUCCCCAAGACUCGCUGAUUGAAAUAAAUUUGAAAAAUCAUGUCUCUUGCAAGGAAGUUUAUCAAAGCUUAAUGAAGGAACUUGAUUUGGGAGUCAUGUCGAAUCUCAAUGAUAGCAGGAAGGUGUUACAUGACUAUCUUAAAGAACUUGAUCAAGAUACAAUAAUAUUCUUUGACAAUGCGGAUGGUCUCCUACAGCCUGAGGGAGAUGAAGAACACAAAGCGCAGAGGAGCAUGUUUAUCAAAUUUCUUCGGCAUGUUAUAUGUAAGACAAGUCCCUAUGUGCGGGUACUCAUGACGUCGAGAUACGCACUACCUGAACCUACUCCAGGGGGCUAUAUACCGAUUCAUCAGAUGAACUUAAAGCGGUUGUCCCUUGAUGAGUCCAAAGAACUGUUGAACUUUAACCUUUUAACAGAAAGAACUGAGCGGAUACAAAUACAGCCUGAAGAGGAAGAUAGAAUUAUUGAGCUGUGUGAUAGGCAUCCCUUGGGCAUCAAGGUCGUAGCAAGUCGACUGAAGCAACUUACAAUUAAACCGAAGGAUAUCAUCAAAAUUCUGUCUCCAAACACCGAGCAUACCACUGCUCAGCAAAAAAGGGGGCGCUUUAGAGAAAAGAAAAAAUCAUCAAGCUCAUUUCAGCAACUUCACGAAGACCCCAACAUUUCUGAAGAUGAAAACCUGGAUUACAUUUUCCAGAAUAUGUUCGAAUACCUGAAGGACUUGCAAAAAUGUAGUCUCGUGUAUUUGGCAAUAUUUCCCGGAGCAUUUUCUGUACGUGAUGCAGCAGCCAUAAUGAAUGUUUCAGAAGAAGAUGCUCGUUUCCAACUUGAUUCGCUUAUCAAGUUGAAUUUUGUGGAACAGCAGACACCAUUGGAUUUCGGCACACAGAAAACGGGUCAAUUACGUUAUAACCUCCAUACUAAUAUUCAUCAUUUUUUAACUGAGUUGCCAGCUGGGUCUUUUAAGCUCGAAAAUGACCCACAAUCUUUAGCAGAGGUAAGAGCUGAAGGAAAGAACAACUUUAUGAAAUAUUUUCACAAACAACUUGGCAAAGUAUCCAAGUUGUCCGAUGAAAAUUAUCAGAAAGCAUACUAUAAGCUUCAAAGAAAUCGGGCCAAUUUUAAAACACUUUAUGAGUUCGACUUACUUGAGCCUCACUUUGAGAGUGAUUUAACAGAAUCAUCAUUUCUCCUCGAGAUGUUUCUCAUACCCAGACAGCGAAGGGAUUGGUUUGAACGUCGUGCAAAGGUCGCUUUUGAACGUGGCGAGAGAGAACGAUUUGUGACGAACCAAUGUACAAUGAUUGUCGUCCAAGCAGAUUUAAAUUGCAGAAUCGAUGAACUGGAACCGCUAUUAAAUGAAGUAAACAAUCACAUCUUAGCCUUCGAUGAUGGUUAUGUAAAACAACGAGUGUUACCGCUAUACUACAACGCAAGAGGGAUUUCCCAUUUGAAUUCUGGCGAUCUUAAUAUUGCAAUAGAAUCCCUUGAAAAAGCUUAUGAGAUCAGGAAGGAACUACUUCCUAAUACUUCAGUUACGUGUCGUACUUUGAAUGAUCUUGGAGCAGCAUAUUUUAAGAGAUCUUGUGUUCUGAAUUCUCCAACCCGGGCGACAGAUAUCGAAAAGAGCAUGAUGUAUCAGCUUAAUGCCGUCAACAUGAGGAAAUCUCUUGGGGUCAACCAUUUCGACUACCCCUUGUAUUUGCAUAACAUAGCUACUAACUACUACCAGCAAGGGAAGGACCAUUACGAAGAAGCUCUGCGUUACAUACAGGAAGCUCUUGAUAUUAACGACAGUCUGAAAAUGAUGACUUUUGCCAAAAAAGCAGACCUGUAUUUCACCCAGGCUUAUAUAAUUUUUCAAAAAGAUCGCAAAGCUGGCUUAAAAAAUGCCCUUGAGCCUGCAAAAAAGGCACUUGAGAUGAGAAAAAAAGCCAAAGGGAUUUGCACAGAAACUGCAAGAAGCUACUACCAAGUUGGCCUCAUAUUAUUCAAUCAGGCAAAAUAUCAGGAGGCGUUAGAUCAUUUUUAUGAACAAUUCAAACUUGAAUGUUCAGCUCUACGCAUGGGCAAAAAUCAUUCUGGAGAAAACUUCCAUAGUAUGAUGGAGAGAAUUAAAAACUGCUGUGAAAAACUUGGGAGAGAUCCUGUAUAUUAUCUCGAUGAGCAGGAGACAAUUACGAAGGGUCAUUGAAAUAUCUGAAAAAACAACUGCAGACGGAAACAGCCCUGAUGUGCAAAGGGAAACCCCACAGCAUAGAUUGGGACAAUAUGCAAGACCAUAUCAAAGAUUCUCUUGAUAUGCUAAAACAAGAUGGAUGGAUACAGUACAAAGCUAAAUUCAGACAUGCUGAACAAGCUUUCAUGGAACACAAGGACAGAGGAACAUUGACAGAACAGCCUGAAGACCCCUUCUCAUCAUCAAGCUCUGAUGAUGAUCAGCCAAGUCCAAAGAAAAGAAAGGAUUACUUUAGGUUCUAAACUAAUCAAUGAUAAAUAUGUCAUUGUGAACUUAACAAUACAAUGGUGUCAG